Messenger RNA from Salarias fasciatus (jewelled blenny), 1522 nucleotides. RefSeq lists its product as uncharacterized. Lineage: Eukaryota; Metazoa; Chordata; Actinopteri; Blenniiformes; Blenniidae. Bases 41 to 1333 code for a protein of 430 amino acids. Gene Ontology annotation, molecular function: RNA polymerase II cis-regulatory region sequence-specific DNA binding. Gene Ontology annotation, cellular component: nucleus. The transcript has 6 exons. Gene Ontology annotation, biological process: negative regulation of DNA-templated transcription; circadian regulation of gene expression. The record is from RefSeq and is a predicted model, not a curated record.
AUUGUGGAAGCUGCAGUUUGAUCACAGAAUUACUGAAGCGAUGCAGUCCCAGGGCAGCACCUCCUCGCAGCCCUCCUUCGAUUCCCUGAGCUCCAGCGACAGCCUCCUGUUCAGCGACUCGGAGCAGGCGGAGGACGACACCGACGUCUUCCUGACGGACAGCUCUUCCUCCGUGAUCAUCGGCGGGACGAGCGGGGCUCCGGCCGCCGAGGACGCGGGAUCGGAGAGCCCCGGGUCCCAGUGGGCGUGCGACGGCUUCACCGACAAGGAGGAGGAGGACGAGUCGUACAGGUCGGAGAGUGGCAGCAAGGCGGCGCACAUCGACUUGGGCGAAGUGGAUCAGACGAGCCAGAUCCCGAAAUCAGAGGGAGAUCUGCUGUUUGCUCAGAAGUGUGCUGAGCUGCAAGGUUUUAUCAGGCCCCUGCUGGAGCUGCUGAAUGGACUGAAGAGGGGCCGUUUCGACCGGGGUCUGAGUAGUUUCCAGCAGAGCGUUGCCAUGGAUCGCAUACAGAGGAUUGUGGGGGUUUUACAGAGACCAAACAUUGGGGAGAAGUACCUGAACACUCUGCUGCAGGUGGAGAUGAUGCUGAAGCUGUGGUUCCCACAGAUUCCCACUCAGCCCGUGUCUGCAGCCUCCAGUGUGGCCACAUCUCCCACGCGCUGCCUCCAGGACACAUCCAGCUCCACUCCGCCACAUAAACACAGGGAUCAGUUACAUAUUCCCGUCAAGAAGCGCAGGCUCAGCUGGACAGGUACGGACUCCCCCACACCUUCUCCCGUGCUUCUCAAGUGCCCCCGUGUCAGCGCAGAGGAGAAGAGCGCCAAGCCGUACGAAGAUGAAAGAGACGGCCCUCCCUCUUCUCCACCACUGGCCUCUGAUGCAAACCAAAACUCGCCAGAUGUAGCCGGUAACAGCCAGAGCGACGACACAAAGGGAACAGACAGCGACGGCGACGAACACAGCAAGCUCUCACAGUACAAAGCCGGUCAGAGCUCCGAGCCCAGCCUGACAUGGGUGCAUGUGGCGCCCAUCUUAUCCCCGAGGAAGGCCUGCGUCCCCCACGAGGGCGCGGCCGCACUGGCAGGUACUUACGAAAAAAUCCUCGCACCGGGAAGAAGAGGCAGUCCAGCGAUGCAAGACAGCUCCAUAUCUUCUACCACGCCGCACAAGCACCCCAAAAAUCAGAAGAAGCCAACGCGGUGCCAAAGCCAGCCCGACGCCGAGCAGCAGGGCGAGGGGGAGGGCGGCGAGACGUGUCAGGACCGGAGCCACUCCCCUCACGUCACGCUCAAGCCUUUGCCCCUGGCGUGUCCCGCCACCUUAGAGACCUGAUACACCCAGAGAGAGCCACGGGCCGGCAGCCUCGCUUUGUUCCACCACCGGGCUUAAAGCUGCUGCGACGGGAAGAAGGGAAGAAGGCUGGAGGCCUGUUAUUAUAAAUCCAUCAAAGCAGAAGGAAGCGGGGGGAAAAAAGAAUUGUUGGCGACACAAGUUGAACAAACAAACGACGGAUGAAGCAAA